This is a messenger RNA of Chanos chanos (milkfish), 1875 nucleotides long. RefSeq names its product guanylate-binding protein 1-like. The record is from RefSeq and is a predicted model, not a curated record. NCBI's taxonomy places the organism in Eukaryota, Metazoa, Chordata, Actinopteri, Gonorynchiformes, Chanidae. Gene Ontology annotation, molecular function: GTP binding; GTPase activity. The transcript is spliced from 10 exons. Bases 1 to 1875 code for a protein of 624 amino acids.
AUGGCCACAGUGAAGAUGCCAGAGCCCAUCUGUCUGAUUGACAAUGAUGAGAGUGGGUGCAUGUGUGUCAGGAAAGAGGCACUGGAGAUUCUGGAGGAAAUCACACAGCCUGUGGUGGUAGUGGCCAUAGUUGGGCUCUACCGCACUGGAAAAUCCUUCCUUAUGAACAGACUGGCUGGAAAAAAUGUUGGCUUUGCCUUGGGAGCUACCAUAGAGUCUAAGACCAAAGGCAUCUGGAUGUGGUGUGUGCCUCACCCCACUAAAGAAGGACACACCCUAGUGCUGCUGGAUACUGAAGGACUGGGAGAUGUGGAAAAGGGGGACACAAAACAUGACACCUGGAUCUUCUGCCUGGCUGUUUUACUCAGUAGCACUCUGGUCUACAAUAGUAUGCAAACCAUCAACAAUGAUGCCCUGGAGAAACUGCACUAUGUCACUGAACUUACUGAGCGCAUAAAGGUAAAGUCAGGAUCAAGAAAUGAUGACCAGUCCACAGAAUUUAUGUCGUUCUUCCCAUCGUUCGUUUGGACAGUUCGAGACUUUACUUUGAAACUCGAGCUGGACGGUCAACCCAUCACUGCAGACCAAUACUUGGACAAUGCUUUGAAGCUCAAGCCAGGGUCGUCCAAGAAGAUUGAACAAUACAACCUGCCCCGGCACUGCCUGCGUCAGUUCUUUUCUCCUCGCAAAUGCUUUGUGUUUGAGCGUCCAGCGAGUGGGGAGAAAAUGAAGCAGAUGGAGCAGUUAACAGACUCAGACCUUGACCCUAAAUUUGUGACGCAAGUGCAGGAUUUCUGCAGCUACAUCCUCACAAAUGUUCAAGCGAAGACCAUGCGAGAAGGCCUUGGACUGACUGGCAGAAUGUUAGGGACCUUGGCAGAGACAUAUGUUGAAGCAAUCAGCAGUGGUCACGUUCCCUGUCUGGACAACGCUGUUGAGUCACUGUCACAAACUCAGAAUAAACGUGCAGUAACUGAAGCCCUGAAUUUUUAUCAGACUAAGAUGAAGCAGAAAGCCUUCCCACUUCCCACAGAAACACAGGAAGACCUGUCUGAAAUCCAUACAAAUAUACAAAGAGAAGCAGUUGAAAUCUUCAUCAAUGGCUCUUUCAAUGACGCUGAACAGGAACACCAGUUUGAGCUAAUGGGGAAAAUGCAGAGUGUCUAUGAGGAGUACUGUAGAGAUAAUGUGGAGGCAUCUCGCAAAAUGAGCAAGUCUGCCAUAUCUCGUGUGUUUUCCUCACUGGAGACAGAACUGAAGAAUGGGUACUACAUGCAGCCUGGGGGCUACACAGAAUACCGCUGUGCCCUGGAGAAAGCGACUGAGCAGUACAGAUCAGAGAAAGGCCAUGGACUCAUGAGUGAGGAGGUGCUCAAUGAGUACCUGAGUGACAAGGAGCAGAUUGGACAUAUCAUUCUGGCAGCAGACAAGUCUCUCACAGAAUCCCAGCAGGAGACUGAAAGGGUGAGGUUGAAAACUGUGGUAGAUGAGCAGCAGCGAAGGGCUGAGCAAGAGCAGAAGAGGAUCAAGGAACAGCAGAACAAGGAUCAGCAGAGAACCCACGAUGAGAAUGUUGAACAGCUGCUGAAGAAGUUGGAGAAAGAAAGAGAGAUUGCCAAGCAAGAGCUUGAACGAGUGCUGAAUGCCAAACUGAAGGAGCAGGAACACCUGCUUGAGCAGGGAUUUAAAGACAGAGCAGAGAAAAUGCAGAAGGAAAUUGACAGCCUGAAAGAGAAGAAGAAAAAUUGGAAAGUAUCUUGGUCACCUAUAAUGAAGAUGAUGCUGAAAGGAAUGGGGGCAGCUGUCUCAAUUUUACCCGGCAUUGGACAAAUAGGAGGAAUGGCUCUGCGUGCCAUCGCUGAGUUAUUACUGUAA